AUGAGCUCAUUCCUCACGAACGGCGGAUACCAGCCGCAGCCGGACCCCAAGUUCCCGCCCUCAGAGGAAUACAGCCAAGCAGACUACAUACCACCAGGGGAAUACUACCAGCACCAACAUUUACAAUACAGUUACCAACAUCAAUAUGCACCCGUUCAAAUCGGAACAGGUUAUGGCUACGGAGGGUACUACCACCCAUUACCUCAGCAUCCCCCUGUGGCUCCACCACCGAGACCACCAGAGCCUUCCCACCCCUCAGAUGCAGAUCAUGGCUAUCCCUCUCAUAACUCUGACAGUACCCCAGGAUUAGCAGAACUUGGUCUAAGGUUAGAGAGACAUAUUGAGGAAGCAGCUCCGGCAGGGAGAAAACUUCAUGCGUUGGGUCGUGAAGGUUCGCCUGUCUCAGAAAUAGAUGAUGAAAGGUUACUGCUGGACAGUCCACCUGUUGAAGACGAUGACUCUUCUAUAUGUUCCGAUAAUACUGACAGGGUCAUUUAUCCGUGGAUGAAGAAAAUACACGUAGCUGGUGCUUGUCAAAAAUAUGCAAAGACUUCAGAUCAAUCAACAACAAUCAACAGUCUCAGAUCAAUUAACUACAAAUCACAGAGCCUACACCUCUCUACUUAG
This is a messenger RNA of Arctia plantaginis, 627 nucleotides long. The record is from the annotation of a GenBank genome assembly. Lineage: Eukaryota; Metazoa; Arthropoda; Insecta; Lepidoptera; Erebidae.